Molecule: messenger RNA, 1034 nt
Organism: Strongylocentrotus purpuratus (purple sea urchin)
Lineage: Eukaryota; Metazoa; Echinodermata; Echinoidea; Camarodonta; Strongylocentrotidae
Product: ribonuclease T2
Exons: 8
Coding region: 41-829 (262 amino acids)
Biological process (GO): RNA catabolic process
Cellular component (GO): extracellular region
Molecular function (GO): ribonuclease T2 activity; RNA binding
Source: RefSeq, a predicted model, not a curated record
CUGACUUGAUUUGCCUUAGCUGUGUAUCUAACAUUUAGUCAUGAAUUCAAUGGUCGUGAUCACUCUCAUUUUAAGUACCUCAGUGGUCGUCUCCGUGGUCGAAUCGGUACGUCAUCGGGCCGACAUCGAUAUACCGAGCCGUGACCAUCUUCCAGAAUGGGGUCGUCUCAUACUCGCAUUAAACUGGCCGCCGACAGUCUGUAGUGGAUUUGGAAAGGACUGUCUUGUAUCCAAAGUAAAAAACAACUGGACCAUUCAUGGAUUAUGGCCGAACCAGGGUUCUUCAGCCAAACCAGUUAACUGCAACAACUCUUGGCAUUUCGAUCCUAAAGCAAUAAAGAAACUCCAGAAGGUUAUGAGUAAGGAAUGGACUAAUCUUAGCGGGACUUCGACAGACAUAAAGUUUUGGAAAUAUGAAUGGAUGAAACAUGGAACGUGUGCAGUCCAGCUGGCUUCCCUGAACACACAGUACAAGUACUUUGCGCGUGCUCUCAAACUCAAGUCGGAAAUAGAUGUGUACGGGAUGCUUGCUCGAGCUGAUAUCAGGCCUUCGCGGACUCUCUUCUACCCGUCAGCUUCGGUUCGGUCAGCUAUCCAGAAAGGAGUAGGUCAUAACAUAGGGAUAUACUGCACCGCUGGUGACAACUAUACUGGAAGAGACGGAGAUGAAGCGGGGAUGAGGGAGGAGGGAACGAGCGCGAAGGCCUUUAACGUAUUGGAGGAGGUUCGGAUCUGUUAUGACUUAUCCUUUAACAUCGUCGACUGCAAGAAGAUGUUCGGAUCGCAGUGUAACUUCAAAUACAAGAUACAGAUUCCACCCAAACCAUGAUCAAUUAUUUUCGAGCCAUUUUUGGACGCCUCUCUACUCUAAAAUAGAUCUGUUUGGAAAUCAGUUUCAAUUGGCUGUUUCUAUGAGAGGAAAAGUAAAUGAACGAAUGAAUAUUACACAACGACAAAGGAGAAACGCACUUUAAAGGUCCACUAAACUACUUGUAGCUACUUGCGCCCUCUAUAUAACAAACCAUGCCUAAUCG